UGCAACAAUGCAUGGCAUUCACCAUCACCAUCGACCACACCAUUGGCACUCACAAAGUCAUCUUUUGCAGCAGCACCAUAGUACGCACGAUCACCCAGAGGUAUUCUCUGUUGGUAUCUGUGGAUACGGAAGCAGCAGCUGGAGCAGGGCAAGGAGCGGGCCGUAGUUUCUGUCGUGCGGCCUGUCUCUCUUUGGGCCUCCUUCUACUGCUGUAGGUGCUCGGUGCUUUUUCUCUCUGCCUCCACUUCCUCUAUCUGCACUUCCAUCACACUUACCUGUGGAGUUGAAGCACACAUCGGGAUAAGCAUUGCACACUUUUGGACUGGACAAUGGUGAAGAGGGGGCUUUCUGUGGAAGAGAAACGGGACAAGGUACUCGGCAUUUACCACUCUACCAAGGCCAUCUACAGCCUCAAGGAAAUAGAGAAAGCUGCAUCGAAGCAAGGGGUGACGAUCAACACAGUCAAGGACGUGAACCAAUCUCUAGUGGACGAUGGCCUCGUGGAUAUGGACAAGAUCGGUGCUUCGAACUUUUUUUGGUCCUUUCCUUCCAAAGUGGCGGUCACCAAACAAAAUGUAGUCGACAACCUUGAGCAAAGCAUCGCCAAGGCCGAAGACAACACAGCAGCCAACAAGCGAAAGAUUUCGGAACUUGAAGAAGGUCGUGCGGACACAGCAAGCCGAAGAGAGAAGCUUGGACGUUUGCAGGAGAACGGCCUACGGUUGCAGGAGCUGGAGAAGGAGUAUGAAUCACUCAAGGAAAAUGACCCUGCAGAGCUGGAGAAGGUCACCCGUCUGACACAGGCAUGCAAGGACGGAGUCAAUCGCUGGACAGACAAUUCGUGGUGCAUCAAGAGCUGGAUGGUGAAGACGAAGGGAAUGAGUGGGAACGACGUGGACAGAUAUCUGCAAAUCAAGGGGGACUUUGAUCAUGUUUGAGUUUUUUUAUUGUACCCCGUCGGGCGAACCAGAUCUACGCGGUCCCCGGUUUUUGUGCCUCGUCCGGUGCGUAUGCGUCCGUCCGUGGUGGGAGCUUGGCCAAGAGUGCGCGAGCCAGCUUCAUGUGCAGCGAAGCAGGGGUGGUGCGGGCGAGAGGCUCUUCGUAGAUUUGUUAUGGCUCUCCCUGCCGCUCCCCAUUUCGGUGUGCUCCCACCUGUAGCGCUGGUAGCAAUCAGCGAAGCAAACACGUGCGAUGAGAGUUCUAGAGAAUAUGUACAAAAGGUGAUAUUCUUGUGAGCUCACACAUACAUACAUAUAUAUAUAGUAUUGGACAAUAGAAAAAAGGGUCUCGUUGUUUCAAGAAUGAGUAGGUGACAUUGCCAUUGCUAUCUAUAGAAGCCCAACUCAAAACAAGUGGACUAGUCAGCGACUUGAUGUAUCGGCUUCUGCAAAAGUCAAUCGUGGGGUUCGAGACCUGGACACUUGGUGGCUUUCUUAGUGAGACCCUGGAUAGACUACUCUUGGCGAGAAAUCGGGUGACGGAAAGACUCGUCUGAGACCCUCUGGAACAUUCUGCAGGAUCUGGGUGACGAGUGAUGAAGCGAAGUAAAAUUGGAUGGAUAUAGCAGCGCUGGCGACAGGAGUCAACCUCCUCGGAAGUGCAAGUGGGUCAUUCGAGCUUCAAGUGUAGUCUAGACUAGUGGUGAUUAGUCUACGACAAAAAUCAUCGGAUCGUCAAGGCCCUCUAAAAUACAGAUGAAUGAUGACGAUGGGGGCGUUAAGAUAUACUCCCUCCGUUCCCAUAUAUAAGCGUGAUUUGGGUUCUCCGAAUAUAAGCGUGGUUUGCACUACAUGCUCCAAAAUAAUACUGGAGUAAGUCGUUAGGUCAUUGUGGGACGUCGGGCAAUUUCGGGAUGUAAUCACGUAUCACAUUGGA
Ectocarpus sp. CCAP 1310/34 is the source of this 1875-nucleotide messenger RNA. Lineage: Eukaryota; Phaeophyceae; Ectocarpales; Ectocarpaceae. The record is from the annotation of a GenBank genome assembly.